This is a messenger RNA of Candidozyma auris, 366 nucleotides long. It is a transcript of the gene TOA2, whose product is annotated as transcription initiation factor IIA subunit gamma. Gene Ontology annotation, biological process: RNA polymerase II preinitiation complex assembly; transcription initiation at RNA polymerase II promoter. Gene Ontology annotation, cellular component: transcription factor TFIIA complex. The coding region runs from base 1 to 366 and encodes 121 amino acids. The record is from RefSeq and is a predicted model, not a curated record. Gene Ontology annotation, molecular function: TBP-class protein binding; RNA polymerase II general transcription initiation factor activity. The transcript has a single exon. Lineage: Eukaryota; Fungi; Ascomycota; Pichiomycetes; Serinales; Metschnikowiaceae.
AUGAGUGCUCCAGCGUAUUAUGAACUUUACAGAAGAAGCACUAUCGGAACUGCUCUUCUUGAUGCUUUAGACAUAUUGGUGAUUGACGGAAAAAUUGAACCGCAAUUAGCGAACAGCAUUUUGAAUAAUUUCGACAGAAUCAUAUCCGAGAAUUUGAAGGCAGAACGGGGAUACUGUAAAUCCAAAUUAACUUUCAAGGGCGAUUUGCACACUUACAGAUUUUGUGAUGACGUAUGGACGUUUAUCAUCAAGAAUGUGCAAAUUAAAAUGACAGAUGUUUCAAAUAAUGAUGGUAAUGAUAGCGACCUUUCCAUUGAGAAGUUCAAAAUUGUUGCUUGCAAUUCAAGAAAAGCUGGUGAGCCUUGA